UAUAUUUAUAAAAAAAAAAAAAAAAAGUAACAUUCUUCUUCUUCAUCCGGGUCUUUUACCCAUCAGCCAAAGCUUUCCGGUGCGUCGUCAGUGUGAUUUUCCUGUGAGCAUCUCUCGACACGCAGACAUGCCUCUCGCAAAGGAUCUGUUGCACCCGAGCUCUGAGGAGGAGAAGAGGACACACAAGAAAAAACGUCUUGUUCAGAGUCCUAAUUCCUAUUUUAUGGAUGUCAAAUGUCCAGGUUGCUACAAAAUCACCACAGUGUUCAGUCACGCUCAGACUGUGGUGCUGUGUGUCGGCUGUUCCACGGUCCUCUGCCAGCCUACGGGAGGGAAAGCUCGCCUUACAGAAGGAUGCUCAUUCAGGAGGAAACAGCACUAGUUUGACCAGACGUGGUUGGACACAGUUGAGGAGGAGAAAGAACAGCGCUUGAUGGACAUCAAGUAACACUGCCAUAGAGCUGAUGCAGCAAAAGAGGAAAUGGAGAGCGGGAAUACAAAUCAUGUAAUAUAAGAAAUCUCUAUAGAAUAUGCAAAGAGAAAUGGUUGGUGUAGUUGAGACCAGACCAGACUGACACCACAUAUCCAUUAAUUCCUCUCUCUUAAUAAACUUAGGUUGUUUGUUUUGGUAAAACAAUCUUGCAUGUUUGUCAUCCAGUUUGUUCUUUUCACCUCGUGAAGGUUGUUGGAUGUCAUUUGUCUGGUAAAAGACUCUUGUGAGCUCAGGACCCCUUAAAAUGUGCUGCUAAAGAGGCAUUUGGUUUCCUCCUAGUGCACAGAUGUGUGGCCUCAACAGUUUUUCGUGGCGACGGAUUUGCAUUUGUUUGCAUUACACCCUCAAUGGUUAAGCACAAAUAUUUACAGGGAGAUGAGGGUGUGUGAUAAGCCUUGCAAAUAUUGUCCACUAGUUGCUCAGCACUAUUGAUUUAUGCAGAUUUUAAAACACUAGACCAGUUCUAGGAAAGGAGACACACUGGCUGAAAUUGCAUUCAAGAAGAGCUGUCCCUAACUGCAGGUUUACUAUGUUAAAACUGCACUCAGCAUAAUCGAAUGUUGGUUGAUGUGUGUUAGAUCUGGUAAUAAAUCCAGACACUAAAUACAUAUAUACAGUACCUGUAUAUGGCAAGUUAAUACCACAGUGGAGUACAGCAUUUAAUUGAGACAAUGAUGUCAUCAGUGGUGUUGGUCCAGGCCCACUCUCACUCUGAACGAGGGUUGAUUCAGGGAAAGUCAUCACUGGCUCUGCUUCUGUUUCCUGAUGCUUGUAAAACACAGAACACACAGUGAUGUGACGCUAAAUGUCCUCAUGAAUGAUUAUGGUUGUGAAUUUACAUGUGCUUGCAAGCUUCCUGUGAAAAUGAUAACGUGGGAUGAAUUCUUGUGAAAUUGCAAAAACAAUCAGACUGGCUUGGUUGGAGAUAAAUCAGCUAAAAUCAUUUGUGUCCUCCAGUUUACUCAGAUUUAGUUUAGGCUGUGUGGGCCAGUUGCACAGUCUGAACACUGAAUAAAGAAAUUAAUUUAGCAGGGCGAGUAAAUUAUAACUUUCUCGUUGCUAUGGUGACAUUUUUCUUAUGUCUUGCUUGUAUACGGCUUAAAAAAUAAAAUCAUAAUGAAUAAUAUGA
This is a messenger RNA of Sebastes umbrosus (honeycomb rockfish), 1622 nucleotides long. It is a transcript of the gene rps27.2, whose product is annotated as ribosomal protein S27, isoform 2. Gene Ontology annotation, biological process: translation; ribosomal small subunit assembly. The transcript is spliced from 4 exons. The record is from RefSeq and is a predicted model, not a curated record. Gene Ontology annotation, molecular function: structural constituent of ribosome; RNA binding. Lineage: Eukaryota; Metazoa; Chordata; Actinopteri; Perciformes; Sebastidae. Gene Ontology annotation, cellular component: ribosome; cytosolic small ribosomal subunit. The coding region runs from base 128 to 382 and encodes 84 amino acids.